Medicago truncatula (barrel medic) is the source of this 1087-nucleotide messenger RNA. Its product is annotated as transcription initiation factor IIB. Gene Ontology annotation, molecular function: TBP-class protein binding. Gene Ontology annotation, biological process: DNA-templated transcription initiation; transcription preinitiation complex assembly. The record is from RefSeq and is a predicted model, not a curated record. The transcript has 7 exons. Bases 12 to 950 code for a protein of 312 amino acids. Lineage: Eukaryota; Viridiplantae; Streptophyta; Magnoliopsida; Fabales; Fabaceae. Gene Ontology annotation, cellular component: transcription preinitiation complex; nucleus.
CGUUAAGAAGAAUGUCAGAGUAUUUCUGCAGCGACUGCAAACGCGAAACAGAAGUGGUAUUCAACCACUCAGCAGGCGACACAGUUUGUUCCGAAUGCGGACUCGUUCUUGAAUCACAUUCCAUUGAUGAAACCUCUGAAUGGCGCACUUUCGCCAACGAGUCCAACGACAACGAUCCCAACCGUGUCGGCAGUGCUUCUAACCCUCUCUUAAAAGACGGUGGUCUCUCCACUUACAUUGCUAAACCUAAUGGCUCUUCCAGCGAGUUUCUUUCUCCGACUCUUAAUCGCUUGCAGAAUCGUGCCUCUAACCAUGAUCGUACACUCCUUCUUGCUUUCAAAAAUAUCACCACUAUGGCCGAAAGGUUGGACCUUGCUACUUUCAUCAAGGAUCGAGCAAAUGAGAUAUAUAAGAGGGUUGAAGACCAAAAGUCUAGUAGAGGAAGAAAUCAAGAUGCUUUGUUGGCUGCUUGUAUCUACAUCGCUUGCCGACAAGAAGAGAAACCAAGAACUGUAAAGGAAAUUUGCUCUGUUGCCAAUGGUGCCACAAAGAAGGAAAUUGGCCGAGCAAAAGAGUACAUAGUGAAACAACUUGGUUUGGAUAAUGGCCAGUCGAUGGAGAUGGGCACAAUAAAUGCUGGAGACUUUAUGAGGCGAUUCUGCUCCACUAUUGAUUUGAACAAUCAAGCUAGGAAAGCUGCUAUGGAAGCAGUGAAGAAAUCAGAAGAAUUUGAUAUAAGGAGGAGUCCUAUAACAAUUGCUGCUGCAGUUAUAUACAUCAUAUCUCAGCUUUCUGGUGAUAAAAAACCUCUAAAAACUAUAUCAAUUGUCACUGGAGUUGCAGAAGGAACUAUUAAAGGCUCCUACAAGGAUCUUUAUCCCUAUAUAACAAAAAUAAUACCAAAUUGGUAUGCAAAAGAGGAGGAUUUGAAGAGCCUUUCUGGCCCUUGAGUUAUAGAGAAAACCCCUCCUAAUUUACCUCAUUAGAGCUAAUCUGCUUUGGGUUUCUUUUUGUGUAAUUUUCCCUGUCAUUUUGUUGCUAUCAAUCACACAUUUUUCUCAUUCCAAAAUCAAUGUUACAACAAGUA